Messenger RNA from Diospyros lotus (date-plum), 1512 nucleotides. RefSeq names its product acetylajmalan esterase-like. Gene Ontology annotation, molecular function: hydrolase activity, acting on ester bonds. The transcript is spliced from 5 exons. Lineage: Eukaryota; Viridiplantae; Streptophyta; Magnoliopsida; Ericales; Ebenaceae. The coding region runs from base 152 to 1276 and encodes 374 amino acids. The record is from RefSeq and is a predicted model, not a curated record.
AUAUUCUACUGGGUUUAACAUUUGUUUGUCUCAUCGCUUCCUAUAUAUACACUGCCCUACAGCGCAUUCCUUUGUCCAUCAUCAAUCACUAACUACGAACACACAAUUACACGUAUUUUCUGUGAGUCCAGUUGUCUACAACAAUUAACUAAUGGCUGCCAAGCGAAUGCUUUUUCCCCUACUUCUACCCCUUUGCUCCUUCUUCUUCUUCCUCCUUUCCCAUCCAUGCAAUGCCCACCACCUCAAGAUUUGUCACUUCGACCAGAUUUAUCAGCUUGGAGAUUCCAUCUCUGACACUGGUAACUUGAUUCGUGAGCCCAUCGGGGCUGCCACUCCCUUUGCCAAACUUCCAUAUGGUGAAACUUUCUUCAAUAGCGCAACGGGUCGUUGCUCCAACGGUCGCCUGAUGAUUGAUUAUAUCACCGAGGCGGCUGGACUCCCACUUCUCAACCCCUACAAGAAUGAUGAAGCUGACUUCAGACAUGGGGUGAACUUUGCUGUUGCUGGAUCUACUGCAUUACCAGUAGAGAAUUUGGCUAGCAAAAAGAUUGUGUCUCCAGUAACUACAAGCUCUCUUAACGUGCAACUUAAUUGGAUGUUUUCCCAUUUUAAUUCUACUUGCCACACAGAAAGAGAUUGUUUGGAGAAACUUAAAGACUCCCUAUUCAUGGUUGGAGAGAUAGGAGGGAACGAUUACAACUAUGCUUUGCUUCAAGGCAAGAGUAUUGAGCAAGUAACGACUGAUUUGGUGCCUGAGGUUGUCCAAGAAAUAGCCAGAGCCGUAAGAGGAGUCAUAAGCUAUGGAGCUGUUAGAGUUGUUGUCCCCGGUAACUUUCCAAUAGGUUGCCUUCCAAUUUACCUAACUGCAUUUGAGACCAACGCGACUGCAGCCUACGAUGGAAAUCACUGUCUCAAGCAACUAAACAGUUUUGCAAGCUAUCACAAUAAUCUUCUACGGGAAACCAUCAAAGAGCUGAAGAAAGAAUUCCCCAAUGUGGUUAUUGUGUAUGGUGACUACUACCACACAUACAAGUGGCUUCUCAAGAAUGUUGUUGCACUUGGAUUCGAUCCAAUGUCAACACAGAAGUCUUGUUGUGGAACUGGAGGAAACUAUAAUUUCAAUCUCAAUAAAAUGUGUGGACAAGAUGUUUCAGUUUGCUCAAAUCCAAAUCAGUAUAUCAGCUGGGAUGGGAUUCACUCUACACAACAGGCAUAUCGGAUCAUGGCUGAAAGGCUUCUCCAAAAGAUCUUCCCGCAGCUUCAUUGUAGGAUUUAGUUGUUUUGUCUUUAGAUUGAGUUCUUUUUCUUUUCAAAGUAGAUUUAAGUUCUUUUUCAUUGUAGUGUUUAGUUGGUCAUGUCUUAGAUUAAGUUCUGUUUCAUUGUAGUGCUUUAGUUUGGUCUUCUCUUAGAUUAAGUUCAAUAAUGUGGUUAGGAUAUAGUUCGAGAAUUUGACUGUAAAAUGUUGUUGAAGAAUUUGAAUUAUCUGGAAUAUCAAGAAUAAAAAGAUGAGGA